AUGAAGUGCUCCGGGUACAGACUGACUUUCUUUGCUCAGAGAGCCAGGUCCUCAGCUGGGCUUCCUCCACCCCAGCUGUUGGACCCUGGCCGGGAGAGCUUUGGGAAGAUGGAGAACCGGAGGGGAGAGCUCCUGGAUGCCCUCUGGGAGGAAGAGGAAGAGGAUGGGGUGGCUGCCAGUGCCUCCUCCAGCCUCCGCCUGAGCGAAGCAGGGGACGUGCAGGUGGAGAUGCUGGAAAAGGCCAGGGAGCUCUUUCAGUUGUGUGACAAGGAGGAGAAGGGCUUCAUCACCAAGCUGGACAUGCAGCGGCUGCAGAGCGAACUGCCCCUGACCCCAGAACAGCUGGAGGCUGUCUUUGACAGCCUGGAGCAGGACAAUAAUGGGUACCUGACACCUGUCGAGUUCAGCAUGGGACUAGGGAAGUUCAUAGGCAUUGAGCUGUACCAAGGGUCUGGGAGCACAGAUCACUCCAGACAUGAGGAGACCUUUGAGUCAGGCUGGUCAGAUGAUUUGGACCAGACAAAUGACGAAGAGGAGAAGCGAUUUUGUUCAAUGAUGGAGCAGCUCGGAGCAGCCCAGGUCUUUGAAGAUCAGAGUGAGGUUCAGGAGCUCUGGACUAGUCUUCGGAAAGAACGGCCAGAUCUCUUGGCCAACUUUGAGGAGUUCCUGUUCCAUGUUUCAUCGUACAUCAGGGAGGUGCAUUAUGAGAAGGAAUCCAUGGAGCAGGCACUGAAGAGGAAGGAGACAGACCAUGACAGAGAAGUCAGGUGUCUUUAUGAAGAAAUGGAGCAACAGAUCAAAGCAGAAAAGGAACGACUGCUCUGCCAGGAAUCACUGAGGCACGACAGGAGCAACCUGCUGCAGAAGGAACUGCGCAGCAAGGAGCAGGAGCUUGAGAAAAUCCUCUACCGGCAGAAAAAGCUGGAACAUCAAAUACAGUCUCUGAACUCUGAGCAGCUGGAGACUCGGGUGCAGAACAAGCGGCUCCAGCUUCUGAAUGAAAACCUCCUGGAGCAGCUGGAGAGAAGCAAGUGGGAGCUGGAGGUGGCCAAGGGGCAUCUGGAGCGUCUCCAGAAGGAGGCUCAGUGUGAACAGGAACAGAAAGACAGGGAUGUGUUCAGAGUCUCUAAGAACAUGCAGAAAGAGAAACAAAGCCUUCUUCGACAGCUGGAGCUCCUCAGACAGCUGGUUCCUGGGGAUCUUCCUCUCACUUUCCUGGAGGACAUGACUGUGGAAGAGCCCAACCAGAAGAGCUGUAAAUACUUCCUGGCCACCACAACGGCACUGAAGAAGGGGAAAGCAAGCAGAGUGAGCUUUGGAGAGGGCCGCACCUCAAGCUGCAAGCGAGAGCGGCAGCAAAUGGCAGGGGCUGGCGGGCACCCAAAGAUGGCUCCGAAGAGUGAUGUCAACUGGAGGCAAACAGCAGAUGAAUUGGACGAUGAUGCCCCAUUGUCCCCCAGAGAGCAGCCCAUUGGCACUGAAACCAUGUCACCUGAACCAGCCAGCUCUUCCCCAGAACGUCUCUUCAAAGUGGUGUUUGUGGGCAACUCUGGCGUUGGCAAGAGCUCCUUCAUCCAUCGCUUUUGUUAUGACAGGUUAUUGGCUGAGAUCAAUGCAACCAUUGGUAUUGAUUACCAGGUGAAGAGUUUAAUGGUGGAUAACACACAGGUGGCCUUGCAGCUGUGGGACACAGCGGGCCAGGAGAGGUUUCGGAGCAUCACCAAGCAGUAUUUCCGGAAGGUGGAUGGUAUCUUUGUGAUGUAUGACAUCACUGAUGAGUGCUCCUUCGUGGCAGUGCGGAACUGGAUGAGUAGCAUCCAGGAAGGGAUUGAGGAUGGGGCCAUGAUCUUUCUGCUUGGAAACAAAAUGGAUGCAGCAGAGAGAGAGACUCUGCACGUGCCCAAGACGGAGGGGGAAAGGCUGGCGAAGGAAUACAAGGCUGUCUUCUAUGAGUGCAGCGCUAUGACUGGCUAUAACAUCCGGGAGCCCAUGCUGCAUAUGGCAAGGCUGCUGACAGCUCAAGAGGAUAAGCAGAGGGAAAGUGCCCUCCACCUGGAAGAGUACCACAAGAGGAAGGGAUGCUGCAUGUGA
Emys orbicularis (European pond turtle) is the source of this 2091-nucleotide messenger RNA. RefSeq names its product calcium release activated channel regulator 2B (gene CRACR2B). Gene Ontology annotation, biological process: vesicle-mediated transport. NCBI's taxonomy places the organism in Eukaryota, Metazoa, Chordata, Testudines, Emydidae. Gene Ontology annotation, molecular function: GTP binding; GTPase activity; calcium ion binding. The coding region runs from base 1 to 2091 and encodes 696 amino acids. The transcript is spliced from 16 exons. The record is from RefSeq and is a predicted model, not a curated record.